AUGCGCUUCAACACUAUCACUCUCUUGGCCGGCGCUGCCACUGCUGUUGCUGCUAGCAACACUGCCAACUUGCUUCUGCCUGGAUUCCAGGGUCGUAAUCUCGAGGCGGGCAUCGUCACCAAGGCUGGUGAUGCCACUACCUAUCUGGUGACUUGCCCUACCUCUGUCGCUUCCGCCGACUGCGGAAUCCCUGGCAAAGGUAUGACUGUUGUCGCUGCGCCCACCUCUGCCGAGAUCAUUCAGUCCUACCCCAACGGCGACAUCGCAUUGGUCUCCUGCAGUGUCGAUGGCACUACUUUCGCCUCUUGCUCUGCUUCCCAGGGUACUCUGACUGUCGAAAAGACCCUUGCGGCCAAAGACAUCAACUGGAUGGCGGUUACUGUCACCGGUGACUGCUCAACUAGCACUCCUACUCCUACCGCCAUCCCCACUAUUACCGCCACCGUGGCUACUGAAACUUCCACCUCGACCUCACUCUCGACAUCCAGCACUUGGUCAGCCACCUGGUCCGCGAGCUCUACCCCCGUCAAGUCUCCUUCUCGCUCUGCUUCCUCCACGCUCGUGAGCAGCACUCCUUUGGUGCCUAGCCAGACCGGUGUCACUGCCACUGAGCCUGCCGCAACCGCAUCUGCAACUCUCCCCGCCGCCCUGAACGGGGCUGCCUCCCUGGCCGGCAACGGCUGGGCUCUCGGUGGUGCUGUCAUGGCGCUGGUCUUUGCUCUUGCCUAA
Messenger RNA from Penicillium oxalicum, 729 nucleotides. RefSeq names its product putative GPI anchored glycoprotein. Bases 1 to 729 code for a protein of 242 amino acids. NCBI's taxonomy places the organism in Eukaryota, Fungi, Ascomycota, Eurotiomycetes, Eurotiales, Aspergillaceae. The transcript has 3 exons. The record is from RefSeq and is a predicted model, not a curated record.